Molecule: messenger RNA, 1442 nt
Organism: Monosiga brevicollis MX1
Lineage: Eukaryota; Choanoflagellata; Craspedida; Salpingoecidae
Exons: 9
Coding region: 113-1354 (413 amino acids)
Molecular function (GO): nucleic acid binding; ATP binding
Source: RefSeq, a predicted model, not a curated record
GCUGAUCCUCGAGCCCUCACGUGAAUUGGCCGAACAAACUCGCGAUCAGCUCAACUUGUUUAAGAAGCACAUCUCAGACUGUAACCUGCGCACGGCAUUGCUGAUUGGCGGCAUGAGCGCCAAGGACCAGCUCAAGCAACUGGCGCAAGGCGUGGAGAUUAUUGUUGGCACGCCCGGCCGUGUGGAGGACUUUGUCAAAACGGGCAAGCUAGAUCUUGGCCGCGUCCGCUUCUUUGUCAUGGACGAAGUGGAUGCCUUGCUCUCGCAGGGCCACUUCAACCUGCUGCGCGACUUGUACAAGCGCAUGCCUCAAGAAGACCCCGCUGGGCGCCGCCUGCAGGUGGUUGUGUGCUCGGCCACCCUCCACUCACCCGAUGUCACCAAGUUGGCAGAGACCAUCAUGUACCAUCCAGCUUGGGUUGACUUGAAGGGCAUGGAUUCGGUGCCAGACACGGUGCACCAUGCCGUUGUGCGCAUCGAUCCCACACGCGACACCUCAAGGCCGUCUGAUGCUAGGUGGUGGCAUCAAGUCCCCGCGUACGCACGCACAGACGAUGUGCAUGCCCGCGACAACAUCAAGCCACAGCGUCAAAGCAAAGAGGAUCUGUCUGAAGGAGUCAAGCGUCUCAAGUACAAAUAUCUCCUGGCAGCCAUCGACCAGCACCAAAUGGAUCAAGCCAUCAUUUUCUGCCGCACCAAGCUCGACUGCGAUAACGUGGAGCGCUUCCUGCAGACAGAGGGUGGUGGGGCCAAGGCCAUGGUGAAUGGUUACACCUGCGUCUGCGUGCACUCGGACCGCCGCGUGCCCGAGCGUCGAGAGAAUUUGCAAAAGUUCAAGGAUGGUGAGGCACGCUUCCUGAUCUGCACGGACGUUGCAGCACGUGGCAUUGAUGUCAAGGGCAUCCCUUAUGUCAUCAACUUUACCAUGCCGGAUGAGAAGCAAAACUAUGUGCACCGUAUCGGCCGCGUUGGUCGCGCCGACCGCAUGGGUCUAGCCAUCUCAUUCGUGGCCACUGUCCCCGAAAAGGUGUGGUAUCACAAAUGCCCUGCGCGCGGCAAGGGCUGUCACAACACGCGCCUGGUUGAGCAAGGUGGCUGUACCAUCUGGUACGAUGAGCCCAACCUCUUGAGCGAGGUGCAGGCCCACAUUGGUGUGGUCAUUCCCGAGCUCGAUGAGUCGAUGGCAGUGCCUCACCACGAAUACGACGGCAAAGUGGUCUACGGCGAGGCUCGGGACAAGAACAAGCAGCAAUAUGCGGGUCAUGCGGCCUUACUGGCGCCCUCGGUCGCAGAGUUGACUUCGUUGGAGCACUCGGCGCAAACGUCGUACCUUCAGCUUUUGACCAGCCUCUGAGGGGCGCAAGGGAGUGUACCGUGCUCCUCUUGUACGGGGACACCAAUAUUAUCCUGUCACUCGCCGCUGCAAUCGACAAGUCUAUUGG